This is a messenger RNA of Alnus glutinosa, 3845 nucleotides long. Its product is annotated as scarecrow-like protein 9. The transcript has 2 exons. Gene Ontology annotation, molecular function: sequence-specific DNA binding; DNA-binding transcription factor activity. Gene Ontology annotation, cellular component: nucleus. Lineage: Eukaryota; Viridiplantae; Streptophyta; Magnoliopsida; Fagales; Betulaceae. Gene Ontology annotation, biological process: regulation of DNA-templated transcription. The record is from RefSeq and is a predicted model, not a curated record. The coding region runs from base 547 to 2796 and encodes 749 amino acids.
ACUUCAUUCCCUCCCCCUGGAAAGUGGAAACCCUAAUUUGCUUUCCCCAACGUUCACUGUUCCACCAAGUCUCCUCUCCUCUCCUCUCCUCUCCUCUACUCGCGCGUAACAUUGGUUUAUUGAAUCAAGGGCUGUGGUGGGUCAGUGAGGUUAUGAUUCUCCAUACUUGAAUCACAUCUUGGUGGAGCGGUGGAUUGCUAAUUGGUGGGCUGCAUCCUAAAAUUGACUCAGUGUACAGCAAGUGCAAUAAGGAAUUUUUCGGUGGAAUAAUACCAUUGUGUUUUUUUUUUUUUCUUUUUCUUUUUCUUUUCUUUGGUUGGACUUGCUUCAGAAUCGCGGCUGCACCAGUCUCUGUAGAGAGCCUGAAAUCCGAGGAAAGAACCAUGGCGGAUCGGCUUGGCAUCGAUCUUGGCAUACUAAGGUAAAGAAUUCAAAACCCAGAAAAGACCUAGUUUUUCGCCUUCUGAUUGGUUCAAGAGAAAACGUGGCUAGAAUUUAUGACUUAGUAUUGAAAAUUGACAUGUUUUAGAGUAUUGAAAAUUGACGAUGGAUUCGCGUCUUAGGGGGUUUUUGGAUCCCACUAAUGGAAUACAAUUGGGAAAUCAAUCUUUUUCGGUUCUUUCGAAUCAAAACCUUGUUGCCGGACCCAGAUUCGAGAAUGCCUUUCUAGACCACAAUUUUAGGGAAUCUCAUUACCUUCAACCGGAUCAGACACCGAGUCAUAUAGCAUUGAGCUCGAGUGAGGCCCACGGGAAUGAUUACCCGGAGGACUGUGACUUCUCUGAUACUGUUUUAGGGUAUAUUAGUCAGAUUCUUAUGGAAGAAGACAUGGAGGAUAAGACUUGCAUGCUUCAAGAUUCUUUGGAACUUGAAGCUGCUGAGAAAUCCUUCUAUGAUUUGCUUGGGAAAAAGUACCCCCCUUCCCCGGUACAUAGCACGAAUUAUAUUGAUGGAAAUGGUGAGAGCCCAGAUGAUAUUCACCAUGUAAGUAGUAGCUUUUUUGGUGAUAAUAACUUGAUUCAAAAUCAAAGAGAUUAUAGUUAUACCCCCCAAUUACAAAGUCUUCCUCUUUAUAGCAUUUCUCAGUCAUCUUAUGGCUCUUCAAAUAGUGUGAUUAGCAGUGUGGAUGGUUUAGUAGACUCUCCCAGUAGUAGUCUUCAGGUGCCGGAUUUAAAUAGUGAGAAUCAAUCUGUUUGGCAAUUCAGGAAGGGGGCUGAGGAGGCUACGAUGUUUCUUCCUCGUGGAAGUGAGUUGUUUUUUAAUUUGGAAGCAAAUGGGUUGUUUUAUCGGGAGCCAAAGACAGGAAAUAGCGAGCUGGCAGUCAAGAUGGAGAAAAAGGAAGAGGGGGAGUACUCAACUAAUGGGUCUAGGGGAAAGAGGCAUUGUUAUGAGGAGGAUGGAGAUAAAGAUGAUGAGAGGAGGAGCAAGCAAGCUGCUGUAUAUAUCGAAUCCACUCUGCGGUCUGAGAUGUUUGAUAAAGUGUUGCUUAUUAAUAAUGCAGAAGGUAGGGACCAUGUGUCUAAUCUUCGUGAGGCCUUGCCAAAUGAAACAAGCAGAACUGUACUGAAGAAUGGGGUAGGCAAAACUGUGUCACAGAAUGGGAAAUCAAAAGGAUCUAAUGGUGGAAGGGGACGUGGUAAGAAACAAAGUGGAAAUAAGGAGGUGGUGGAUUUGAGAACUCUCCUAAUUCAAUGUGCCCAAGCUGUUGCAGCUGAUGAUCAGAGGAGUGCAAAUGAAUUGCUAAAGCAAAUCAGGCAGCACUCUUCUCUUUUUGGGGAUGGAAAUCAGAGACUAGCAUAUUGUUUUGCUGAUGGGCUUGAGGCACGCAUGGCUGGUACUGGUAGCCAGAUCUAUAAAGGCCUUGUUAGUAAAAGAAGAUCUGCUGCCGACAUCUUGAGAGCUUACCAUUUAUACCUUGCUGCAUGCCCGUUUAGGAAGAUGUCUAAUUUUGCUUCAAACAGGAUGAUAAUGAGUGCAGCAGCGAAGGCCACAAGGAUCCAUGUCAUAGACUUUGGUAUCCGUUAUGGUUUCCAAUGGCCCACCUUUAUUCAGAAGCUCUCAUUGAGACCUGGUGGUCCCCCAAAGCUUCGAAUUACUGGAAUAGAAUGUCCCCAACCUGGCUUUCGGCCAGCAGAGCGAGUUGAGGAAACAGGACGUCGCUUAGCAAAUUAUGCUGAGAGUUUCCAUGUGCCAUUUGAGUACUACCCCAUUGCAAAAAAAUGGGAAACCAUUCAAGUUGAGGAACUUAAAAUUGAGAAGGAUGAGUUCCUUGUUGUUAACUGUUUGUAUCGAGGUAAGAACUUGCAUGAUGAAUCUGUCUCUGUUAGGAGUUCAAGAGAUAUUGUCCUCAAUUUGAUAAGGAAGAUCAAUCCUGAUAUUUUCAUCCAUGGGAUUGUUAAUGGCUCCUUCAAUGCCCCCUUCUUUGUUACCCGGUUCCGAGAGGCAUUGUUCCACUAUUCUGCACUGUUUGAUAUGCUUGAAACACUUGUACCUCGUGAAGAUCGGGAGAGGAUGGUUAUUGAGAAAGAGAUCUUUGGCAGGGAGGCUUUGAAUGUUAUAGCUUGUGAAGGCUGGGAGAGAAUGGAGAGGCCGGAGACAUACAAACAGUGGCAAUUCCGAAACCUAAGAGCUGGGUUUGCCCAGCUGCCUAUGGACCGGGACAUUGUGAAGAAGGCAGUGGAUAAGGUGAGGUCGAGCUACCACAAGGAUUUCGUAAUUGAUGAAGAUAGCCGGUGGCUGUUGCAAGGAUGGAAGGGGCGGAUCAUCUAUGCCCUUUCUUGUUGGAAACCUGCUUAGCAAACUUGUCAGGCGUCUGUCUCUCAUCUCCUUGGCAUUUGAUUAGCGAUGAUUGAGGACCCAAGAGGACAGUUAUUGAAGCAGUGACUGUUUUACUUGGAGAUGGACUGCAUGUUGGAAUCCUCAAUCCUGCUUCAGGGAAAGAAGGUCAGAGAUGACAGCAAAACUCUACUUCAGACUGGGAUUUCUCAAGAUCAGAAGCGUCAUAAGUUUGGGUUUUAUAUUGGAGCAGACAUGCACAAAUCAACCCACCUGCGUCCUCUGAAGACUCUUCUUUGUUAUCUAGUGGCACUGGCACACCUCAAGGGUUAUCCAGGUAACAAUGUUGGAUGCGCCACCUUUAAUAGGAUCAUUUUUUAGUUGCGGCAUUUCCUUUGGUGCUCAUUUUUUACAUUCUCCGAGUUUGGAAUUGAUGAGCCUAUCUUGUCACCUUAGAGAACUGUGUCAGUAUGUUCCAUUCUCAGGCAUUCGGCUUCUUUGAGGCCUCAACCGGGAACAUCUUAUGUAUUCUCAGAUCCUCCAUUGUUGAAUUUGGGCAGUUGUGGUGAAAGCAAAACUCAAUAUAGUUCCCUCUCUUGCUGAUAUUUCAACUGGCAAACGGCAAGAAUCUCCCCUCAGCAGAGGAGGGGAGAGCCUGUUUGUUCCUCGAGAGCUUUUGGAGAGGGUCUACUGGUCGCAGCAUCAGACUGUGCAACAGGUUAAUAAUAAUGUAAAAGAUUGAUCAUAGAAAUAUUUUGUAAAUGUAAGUUCGUGUAGUAUUCCGACAUUCACUUGAUUCACAAACCCAACUCUCCUUUCUUUAAGAAGGGUUUAGUGAUCGGUACAUGUGGCAGCACGCUUAAGAGAAGUCACCAAUUUCAAUUUUAAACGUUCACUGUGUUUGUCUUCUUGGACGAAGAAAACCCAUGAUUCCUUUGCUGUCUUGCUGCAGUUAUGUCGAAGAUUUCUAAGUAUUUGUCAUUCUCUGAAUCUCUGUUGUCUAUAAAUUUGUUGCUUGGGCUCACGGGAAAACCGAGUCUUGUUAAUGAAAUGGUUGGGGUAUUCUCUCU